This is a messenger RNA of Brienomyrus brachyistius, 1553 nucleotides long. RefSeq lists its product as uncharacterized. Bases 570 to 1022 code for a protein of 150 amino acids. The record is from RefSeq and is a predicted model, not a curated record. NCBI's taxonomy places the organism in Eukaryota, Metazoa, Chordata, Actinopteri, Osteoglossiformes, Mormyridae. The transcript has 6 exons.
GACUCUUUCGGAAACAUGGACUGAAACCAUGCCAGACACAACCCCAACUGAAAACCCUCAUGUCUCUUGCUGGAUGAUGCUAAGAUUCCUCCAAACCCAGAAGACUUACAUCACCACCACACAAUUUCCAGAUGCAUAUCUAUCUGCCUGAAAUGCGACGUGCUGCACGAGUCUCAAACAGUAUACAGCUGCGUCGGAGAGACACGCAUGAGAGCGAGCGAUGUUUUGUGAGAGUGUAACAGUACACAUCACUGUCCUCAUAAGUCACCCAGGCUGUAAGGGCUUGGCUGAGUUGACCGUGAUUCUGCCUGCAUUCGAUCAGUGCACCCCAUGCCGAGGUGCUAUCUCACCGGGAAUGCGCCAUCGAUCUGGUGAGGUGUGGCACGGAUUGUUAUUAUCACGGUUGCGGCACUUCUGGCGGGCAGCUGCCAAAAAUAGCGGCCGGGGCGGGGGGGAGCCCUCUGCUCUGGGCAGCUUUCGGACAGAGCUGGAACAGAAGCCGCGGGAGACCCAGCGAGUGUCACCGUCUGCACGUAACUGGAGUCCAGGUGCUGCACCUCCACUGCAGGAUGUCUCAUGCGAAGCGCUUUGAAGACAUUCCCAUGUCCAAGGCAAUGAGAGGGAUUUGCAAAGAGGAAGACUAUGCCUUUCUGGGCAAACUAGACAAGUCGCAGAACCAGUCGAAGGACACCAAGUGCAUGGAGGAUGAAUGGAGAGGAAAAUAUGAAGACAGAGUGAGACGGAGAGAGGAGAGGGAGAAGAAGGAGCUGGAGAGGCUGAGACAGAUAGAGGAAAUGAGGAAGGAAAGGGAGCAGCAGUGGAAGGAGCACGUGGCAGCGCUGGCCGUGAAACAGGAGGCGACCGUGAAGGAGAGGGCUGUCCGGCUUCGUGACUUCAGGAGUUUCCAGAAGAAGGUUCUAGAAGAGGAGCUGGCAGCAAACAAGAGACUGGAGUGUGAUGGGAUUGAGAAAACUCCUGAAAAUGCAACACAGACCAUUUCACCCAACAUACACGCACAGUAGCAGAGCUACAUUCUAAGGCUAGUUGCCAGCGCUCCUGUUUUGGAUAAUACCUAGACAGCUAUUCAUCCUGUAGAAGUAGGUACAAAAACCAGUUUGUUUUCGUGGUGUAGUAAUCUUAUCUUUGCCAGGUGUACAUAUUUACUUAGAAUUCUAUGUUACACUGUUUGUUUUUGAAAAGACUAACCAACUCAUUUCGUUAUUACUGAGGAGAAAUUGCUAGAACUAGCAGCAUAUCAACUCUAGCUGGACCUGCUGAAAAAAGUCAAAAAUCCCUUUUGAAUUGAAAUGUGUGUGCCCUGCCUACUCCUAUUAAACAGUCGGCUGCUGCAGAGAGAGUCUGUCAGCAACUGAGAGGUAAACACACACUCUUGUCCCAGCACGCCUCAGUCAUUCAGGGACAGAAAUACCAAAAUACCCGCCGUUUCCUGGAUAGUUUUUCCCACACAGCACAGCUCACAAUGGGAUGGGGGGAAGUGAAGGUUGCAAUUUGUUAUAAAUGACGCUUUUAUUAAAGAAUGAAUGUAGGUGUCA